AGAGAGAGAGUAAAAAGGGAGACAAAAAUGAUGAAGUUGAGAUCAAAAAGGUUCUCCAGAAGCAAUUCUAAGAUAGGUAAAGGUGGCAGCGCAAGUGGUGGCGCAGGUGGCAAAGGGUGUGUAACCGCCGGUGAAAUCAAAUGGGAAGUUCGUCCCGGUGGUAUGCUUGUUCAAAGGAGAGACUGUGGAGAAGGUGUUGGACACGGGACGAUUACAGUUAGAGUCUCAACUGUUUCACAGUGGCAUGAUAUAUCCAUCCAAGCAACUUCAACAUUUGGGGAAUUGAAGAUGAUACUGUCAUUAGUGACUAGCUUAGAACCAAAAGAACAAAGGGUAUUGUUCAAAGGGAAGGAGAGAGAAGAUUAUGAACACCUGCACAUGGUGGGUGUUAGAGACAAGGACAAGAUGCUGUUGUUAGAAGAUCCAGCCAUCAAGGAGAUGAAACUCCUUCAAUUGACUGGAGGAGCAGCCAUUGGGACUCCUUAUCGGACCAUUAGGGUCUAAGUUAACACUUGGGGUUGUUUUUUUUACUAACCACUUAAGAAAAGAUUCAAGUGUGGUGAUGAAUAUCUUCCAUAAACUUGGCUUAGAUUAGAAGGCUCAUUGUGUAAUAUUCGUGUUUGUUUGUUUGGGCAUAUCAAAUGUAUAAGCUGAUACAUGCCCGAGUCAUUUUGAAUAGUUUACUAUGUUUAUAAAAUGUUG
This is a messenger RNA of Ilex paraguariensis (yerba mate), 702 nucleotides long. Lineage: Eukaryota; Viridiplantae; Streptophyta; Magnoliopsida; Aquifoliales; Aquifoliaceae. The record is from the annotation of a GenBank genome assembly.